Messenger RNA from Kwoniella botswanensis, 393 nucleotides. RefSeq lists its product as uncharacterized. NCBI's taxonomy places the organism in Eukaryota, Fungi, Basidiomycota, Tremellomycetes, Tremellales, Cryptococcaceae. The transcript is spliced from 5 exons. Bases 1 to 393 code for a protein of 130 amino acids. Gene Ontology annotation, cellular component: mitochondrion; cytosol. Gene Ontology annotation, molecular function: deaminase activity. The record is from RefSeq and is a predicted model, not a curated record.
AUGUCAUCCCCUUACACCGUCGUAGCUACCGACAAGGCUCCAGCAGCUAUCGGACCAUAUGUACAAGCCGUCAAAUACAAUGGUCUCAUCUACGCUUCUGGUGCUAUCCCCUUGGAUCCAGUCAGUAUGACAGUCGUAGAAGGUGGUAUUGAGGAGCAGACUACCCAAGUAUUCAAGAACGUCUCCAACGUCUUAUCCGCAUCCAACUCUUCCCCCGCCCAAGUCCUCAAAACCACCUGUUUCCUCAAAUCAAUGGACGAUUUCGUCGCUUUCAACAAGAUUUACGCAGAGUUCUUCGGUGAGACUAAACCUGCUAGAUCGUGUGUCGAGGUAGCUAGAUUGCCUAAGGACGUCUUGGUAGAGGUUGAAUUCGUAGCUGUCGAGGGAAAGUAA